This is a messenger RNA of Drosophila bipectinata, 1291 nucleotides long. RefSeq names its product nuclear distribution C, dynein complex regulator (gene nudC). The record is from RefSeq and is a predicted model, not a curated record. Gene Ontology annotation, biological process: protein folding. Lineage: Eukaryota; Metazoa; Arthropoda; Insecta; Diptera; Drosophilidae. Gene Ontology annotation, cellular component: cytoplasm.
AAACACUCAAAACCUGGCAACUCUGCUUCGUACAUGUGCCGGCACACAACAGAUUUUACAUCGAGCCAGUUUUUGAUCGAAACGUCCAGAAAAUAGACGAAUUGUAUUUACUAAAGAGCUAAACACACUCCAGAAUGUCUGCCGAAGAAGGACUUUUCGACAAUAUCCUGCUGGCCGUGGCAGAAAAGCAUCGCGGUGGAGUGCCCGAGUUCCUUGGCACUCUGGCCAGUUUUCUGCGCCGCAAGACCGACUUCUUCACAGGAGCGAAGCAGGCAGAGUGGGAGAAGAUGCUGCUAGAUGUUUUCAACAAGGAGUCCAAAUUGGCGGUGGCCGCCCACGCCGAAAAGCAGAAGAGCCGUGAUGCUGCCCAAAAGAAAAAGGAGGAAAAGGAGCGGGCCGAGCGGGAGGCCCGCCAGAAGGAGAUUGACGAUAACAAAAUUUGUGAUAUCACUGACGAGGAGGCAGCAGCCAUAAUCAAAGAGGAGGAGGACAAAAAACGACAGCAGCUGCUGGAUGGUGCUGGUGGAGAGCCAGCUCCCCCUAAUCUCAACGAACUGUCCAAGCCAAUCGAAAGUGUGGACGACGAGUCCGAGAAGGCAGAGGUUGGAAAGCUCAAACCAAAUGCAGGAAACGGAGCCACCCUGGACAAGUACACCUGGACCCAAACGUUGCAGGAGGUGGAGCUCAAGAUUCCCUUCAACGUGACAUUCGCUCUGCGCGCCAGAGAUCUGGUGGUCAGCAUCGGUAAGAAGACCCUGAAGGUGGGCCUCAAAGGUCAAGAGCCCAUCAUCGACGGCGAGCUGUGCGGCGAGGUGAAGCAGGAGGAGUCCGUUUGGGUCUUGCAAGACAGCAAGACCGUGAUGAUCACCCUCGAUAAGAUCAACAAGAUGAACUGGUGGAGUCGCCUGGUGACCACCGAUCCAGAGAUAUCCACACGGAAGAUCAAUCCAGAGCCCUCCAAGCUAUCGGACUUGGAUGGCGAGACUCGCAGCAUGGUGGAGAAGAUGAUGUUCGAUCAGAGGCAGAAGGAGAUGGGUCUGCCUACCAGUGAGGAUCGCAAAAAGCAAGACAUUCUCGAGAAAUUCAAACAGCAGCAUCCCGAGAUGGACUUCUCUAAAUGUAAAUUUAAUUAGUUCCAUAUUCUCAGUUUAAAGUUCAUAACUUUCUUAAUCUUAUACACUCUUGUUCGCCCUUCUUCACAUUCGAAAUGUAUGCCGUUCUUCAUCUUUUCCCACAAACCACAAUAAACCAAUGCAAGCUAAAUAAAUAUACUUUGUAUAACGAAAAAAAA